Messenger RNA from Cryptomeria japonica (Japanese cedar), 865 nucleotides. Its product is annotated as stress-response A/B barrel domain-containing protein HS1. NCBI's taxonomy places the organism in Eukaryota, Viridiplantae, Streptophyta, Pinopsida, Cupressales, Cupressaceae. The coding region runs from base 226 to 549 and encodes 107 amino acids. The record is from RefSeq and is a predicted model, not a curated record. The transcript has 2 exons.
ACGAUUGCAUUAGUUAAAGACAGAUUUUAAGAGAGGGCUCGACUAACAUAACAGUCCGUAUGUUGAGUGCAAUGUUCUAUCUGAUUAAUCUCUUAAAAUGUAUAUAAUUUUUGUAAGGCUGCAUUUCCUUUGACCAACAUAGCAGAAGCAGUCAUACGAACAUCCCAUAAAUAUACAUCGCUGUAUUGAGCAGUGAAGCGUCGGUGUAAACUCGGGAAUUUUAAAAUGGAGUCUUUGGGUGUUGUUAAACACAUUUUGCUGGCGAAAUUCAAGGCAGACAUUACACCUGAAAGAACUGAAGAUCUCAUCAAAGGAUACGCAAACCUCGUUACUCUCGUUGAGCCCUUGAAAUCUUUUCAAUGGGGAGAGGAUGUUAGCGUUGAAAAUCAGCAACAAGGCUUCACACACGUUUUUGAAUGUACAUUUGACAAUAUUGAAGGUCGUGAUGCCUAUCUAGCCCAUCCCACUCACGUAGAAUUUGCUAAUCAGAUACUACCAGCAAUGGACAAAUUUAUUAUUAUUGAUUAUAAGCCAAUGCGCUUUAUCUGAAGGUGGGAGUUAUAUGUGUUAGGAAUGUUAACAUUAUUAGGUUUGUUAUAGUUUGUUAAAAUAUCAUGUGAGGAAUAAUAUAGUAGUCGUGCAAAUAUUUGUUUGUAUUGUGAGUUGUUAAACCAACUUAUCUAUGUAAAGGAGUAGUUAUAGGAGGUAGAACAACCCUCCUAUAAUAUAAUAUAUUCAUUUUUUAAUAAAUAUGUAAUUUGUAUUGAAUGAAUAAAAUACAGAACAGUAUUAUUUGUGUUAAAUUGGUAUUCUGAAAUUCAACAAUGAAAGAGUAUAAGGUUGAGCUUUCACAAAGUUUGAGAUA